AAACACGCCGGUCGUAUAACGUGCGAGAAAUGCGGCGAGAAGAUCGAGACGACCAUCUUCGUCGAUCAUAUACGCCAGUGUAUCGGAGCGGGCACCGUGGGCGCGAAUCAGCGAAACUUCUUGAAGAACGCGUUGAUGUCGAAUCACCUACCGGCCACGUUACCGCCGACCGAGACCGGCAGGAAGCUGGUCAGGGGUCAGGACGUUUGGCUGGGGAAGGGAGCCGAGCAGACCAGGCAGAUUCUCAAGUGUAUGUGGUGCGGUCAGAGUUUCCGCUCUCUCGCCGAGAUGACGUCGCACAUGCAGCAGACGCAACAUUACACCAACAUCAUCUCCCAGGAGCAGAUUAGACCACUGGUAGUUCCUCGCCAUCCGUAUUGAACGCC
This is a messenger RNA of Bombus impatiens (common eastern bumble bee), 386 nucleotides long. Its product is annotated as protein tiptop-like. The transcript has a single exon. Gene Ontology annotation, biological process: regulation of transcription by RNA polymerase II. The coding region runs from base 136 to 381 and encodes 81 amino acids. Gene Ontology annotation, molecular function: DNA binding; DNA-binding transcription factor activity, RNA polymerase II-specific. The record is from RefSeq and is a predicted model, not a curated record. Lineage: Eukaryota; Metazoa; Arthropoda; Insecta; Hymenoptera; Apidae. Gene Ontology annotation, cellular component: nucleus.